Messenger RNA from Insectozyma verbasci, 336 nucleotides. NCBI's taxonomy places the organism in Eukaryota, Fungi, Ascomycota, Pichiomycetes, Serinales, Debaryomycetaceae. The record is from the annotation of a GenBank genome assembly.
AUGUCAACUGAAUACAACGUCAUUAUUUAUGAUUUACCAAAUACCGAUAGAUCAAAAGUUAGACCAAAACACGUAGCUGCCAUACCUCCAGUAGUUCCGAAUCCAGUUAGAUCUGCAGGUGCAAUAUAUACGGAUGAAACAAAGACUAAAUUUGCAGGAAGUGCUUUUCAUUUAGUUGCAAAUUCAAAAGAUGAAGUUAUUGAAUUUUUGAAAAAAGAUAUUUACUAUAAAGAAGGUAUUUGGGAUAUUAAUAAUGUUGUAAUUAAUCCUAUUGGAGUUGCUGUUAGAUUACCUAAGAAAAUGGAUGGUGUUGAUGAAUCUAAUUAUAAGAUUUGA